Gigantopelta aegis is the source of this 3559-nucleotide messenger RNA. RefSeq lists its product as uncharacterized. The record is from RefSeq and is a predicted model, not a curated record. The transcript is spliced from 10 exons. Gene Ontology annotation, biological process: signal transduction. The coding region runs from base 247 to 2667 and encodes 806 amino acids. NCBI's taxonomy places the organism in Eukaryota, Metazoa, Mollusca, Gastropoda, Neomphalida, Peltospiridae.
CCAUGAUAAACAACGAAGAUCUGCCGUCUUGUAAUGACAACAACAAACCGAAUGUCAAGCCUUCAAUCCACUUCAAGCAUUGAUGUUUAACGGAAUAAUUCUGAUUGGAAAGAAACAUUCAUCAGCUCAUUAAAUAAUGAAAUCUGUCGGGUCAUAAACAGCUGUGUUUAACAUGAUUCUCGAAAAAAAAAUGAUAAUCCACUGUAAUAAAAUAACUUCAUGGAAGUCUCAUAACGAAGCAAUCUGAUGGGUUGUGGUGCUUCAAAAAAUCAAGUCAUUUCAAUUGCUGAUUCUACCAACCAGAGAAGGCUAUCUUCAGUGUCAACCAAUCAGAGAAAACCAUUGUCCAGUUCAGCCAAUCAGACUGAUCAAACAUUUGCACCAUCAGCCAAUCAGGAAAGAGAAACAGCAGAUCCAACCAAUCAGAGAAGGUUGAAUGAUACUAAAGAAAACCAGUCUACUGAGAAGGUCACAUCAGUGGAGAUACUCCCGAAUCAAAUUGAUGAUCCUGAUAAAACUACAAGUAAUGAAAUUGUGUUGAGUGAAAAUCUUUCAACUAAAAUACCAGAUGAAACAGUAAGCAAACCACCAUCUGAAAUAGGCCAAACAGACAACAAAAGUUCUGAAUCGACGGCAGGAAAAAUGCAUAAAAUAAAUGCUUCUAAAGAAAGCACAUUGACAUCUCCUGAACAAGAUGAAAAUGAAUCUCUUCAACAACAAACACAAAACAUUCAGAAAACAAUAGCAAACCGCACACCAGAAGUGAAACCCUUGAACCCCAAAGAAGCUAAAGAAAUAUAUGACACCACUAUUGCCAAGGUUACCGAAUGCAUUUCCAAAAUUAACGAUGGUCCUCUCUUCUCAGAAAAUGAAGACGCUUUAAAAAAAUUUCGCGUAAAUCUUUUAGCGAUCGGGAAGGCAUAUUUUGCUCUGAAGGGAGCCAGCAAUACAGAUGUUAUCAAACUGCGGAGGGAUAUCGGGAUGUUGCUUUACCAGAACAACAUCGUUGGGUACAUGUGCAAUGUCGUGAUCCACGGAUACCAUACGGGAGGCUACAAAGAUGACAAGGGAAAUAUUAUCUCCCCUUACUACAUGGUUCUGAAGGCUUCUCACAUCAACCUGCUGAAUUAUUCCGACGCCUGUGAAAAGUGUGCCAUUGGAAUGUGUGAACACGAAACCUUUCUCACGGUGUUGGCCGACAAGUUAAGAGAAUGGAAACAGCCGCACAUGGAUUUAACACUACUGGACGACGAGAACAAGAUGUUGAAAUGGGCGCUGGGAAUAAUCCACAACGUCGCCAUGGUCGACACGUCGCUCUCACUUCUGCGUUCUCUCCACUACACGCAGGUCCUGCUCCCGUACAUGAACUCCAGCAUGGACAUGUUUCACCUGUCGACCAUCCUGGCGCUGUCGGACAUCAUCGAGGAAUCCGACUGCCAGCUGCUGCAGACGAGCGGGAAAGGAAUACAGUUUCUGUUGAAAGUUCUUAAGAAGGCUUUGGACAGUCCAACACGCAAAAACUUGGGCUUUUCAACAAAAGAGCUUGGAAGAGCGGUGGGAAGAGUGGCACGAAGUGAUGCAAACAAGAAGUCGCUGGUUAAUGAGGGUGCUCUCCCUUUGCUGUUAGACAUGGCAAAGACUGCAGAAGAUGUAGCAGAAGAAAGAGAUGCGUUUGAGUCGAUUUGGAUGUUGGCGUUUGAUGAUGACAACAAGAACAAGAUAAUGGUGGAACCCGAUUUGAUCGACCUCAUCGUGCUCAAGUUCAAGGAAUCGCCUGAUGGAAAAGUACGAAAUACGUGUCAAGGAAUUCUGUGGACGUUACGAAACCAGCUCAGAGACUCGAACAAAUACAGCGAAAUUGGUGCCAGUUUUGAUAGGAAACCAGAGUCUUUGAUUGACAAGGACGCAGCGGGGGGAUCCGCACAGAAAGUGGGUCACGUGAUGAUCAGCUACCAGUGGGCCGACCAGGAGAUCCUCAAGAAGAUUCGCGAUCACAUAAAACAUCUUGGAAUUCCCGUCUGGAUGGACAUCGACAACAUGGGCGGAUCGAUACUCCAGGCGAUGGCCGAGGCAAUCGAGGAUGCGAAGGUCAUCCUCAUUUGUAUGUCGCAUAAAUACAAGAACAGUCCCAACUGUAGAGCAGAGGGUGUAUACGCCUUUCAGAAACGUAAGACAAUAAUUCCGUUGAUAAUGGAGCGCGGGUAUCGGCCAGACGGGUGGCUGGGGAUAAUCCUCGGUUCAGAGCUGUUUUAUGACUUCAGCGGCAAGUACCGCUUCGAGGAUAAGCUUGACAGCUUGUUGAAAGACCUUGACGCUCGGUAUAACAGACCUGCUGUACCGUCUGGUGGUGGUGGUGGUGAUAUGGUAGAUGGGCCCAUUGUUGCCACGCGAGCAGACGUCUACCAUGGUCAAGCAGUAGGUCAGGAAAGCAGUGUCAAGGUGAAGUCUUGGAACUCGUCUGAUGUGAAACAGUGGCUUACAAAACACGACCUUUCUAAAUACAGCGAGUUACAGAAAUUGAGUGGACGAGAAAUUUCAUUUUUGUCAAAACUCCGAUUUGAGGCACCAGAAUAUUUCUACAAGACUGUCGAGACCAAACUUGGAAUACAAAGUCUUCUCGAUAUAGUCAAUUUCAUCGAAGCCAUGGAUGCUCUUUCAUCUGUCUGAAGUCUUCUUUUUUUUCUCUUUUUUUUUUGGGGGGGGGGGGGGGGGGACCUAAUGAUAAAAUCAGUGGAGGACCCAGGAUAGGCUUUGGGGGCUGGCACUAAUAAGUAACUGUUUCUUGAAAUAGACUAGAAAGAGGGCUAUUCCCGGACACUUUACGAAUCCUGACACCAGUGCAUUCAUAAGCCCUCCCCUCCCCCCCGGCAAUGGUACUUCUGGAUCUGCCCCUAGAUAAAAAAAAGGAAUAUUUAUUUAAUUAAUGACAGUUCAACAUAUUUUAAACUAAGGCUGUUGUGGUGUCUAAUAUUGAAUCCCUCAAAACCGAAAACACCUAAGGGACCAAGCAAAAUGUCUGUGUUUAAAGGGGUAACCAGUUUGGAGAGAUUCUGUUUUGUACUACUGUUUAAAAAGGGACCCUGAAAAUUUUCAAAUUUUCGGAGAAUUUUUGGUUUUACUGAGGGUUUUGAGGGAUUUCACUGUGUAAAUUAUAAAAAGAUGAAAUACGAUGCCACAAACCUAUAGUCAUCGCAAUAUAGGAAAUGGUGGAGACAGUUAUAUAUAAAUUUGGUUUUCACCUCAUGUGGGAAUGAAUUGUAGAAAUUGGAUGCGUCAAAACAGAAUUUUUCUGUGCUUAUUAAUGGCAGGUUUCCAUAUUUUGAGCUUUGAGGCAGCUACACUUGCAUUGUGCCAUAAAAACACACACGUCAACAAUUCAAUAAAAAAAUAAUUCUACAGAGGAUCAAAAGAAAGUAUAUCGAUAAGUGUUUAUCAGUUCAUGUAGGAUCAUCAGACCUUGCAUGCAAGUAUAUCUUGCAUAUUCUACUCCUGCAAUUGCCCACGGCAACUAGCAAUGCUGUGGAGAUUGCUGUGGAGUUUUUAAUCCUCCACAGCACUU